Notolabrus celidotus (New Zealand spotty) is the source of this 3909-nucleotide messenger RNA. It is a transcript of the gene ccsapb, whose product is annotated as centriole, cilia and spindle-associated protein b. Gene Ontology annotation, cellular component: ciliary basal body; spindle; centriole. The record is from RefSeq and is a predicted model, not a curated record. Gene Ontology annotation, molecular function: microtubule binding. The transcript has 4 exons. Gene Ontology annotation, biological process: regulation of mitotic spindle assembly. The coding region runs from base 992 to 1822 and encodes 276 amino acids. Lineage: Eukaryota; Metazoa; Chordata; Actinopteri; Labriformes; Labridae.
UGAUUGCAUCCAGCAGCAGCGUGAACGCCAUCUGUUCUUCUCUGCUUCCGUGAAAUCCGACCCCAGUGUAAGUAUAUUUACUGUACACGAAUUUAGACUCUUGCAGCUCUGAAUCACUGUCGCUGUCAAGCAUUUGGACUGUUGUGUCUCAGACGGGAGACCAUUCAUUGUCAGUGAGGUUUUACGCUCAGGCUAUAUGUGCGAGCGAUGACAGGCGAUUAUCUGCACCCCCUAAUACUUCAUGAUUAAUAGAAUUCUAUUAACAACUCAAACACAUUUUCCAUGAUCGCUGAAAUUUGGCGCAUAGAUUAUUUAAUCAACCUAAGACACAGGCUGCUCGCUGUCACCGUGUAAUAACGAUUCAAUCUAAGUCAGUUAUUUGUUUCAUGGUAUUUUAAAGUGUUGGGUCCAAAGUCAUUUUACAUCAACGAUAUGGGGGUGAGAUUUUGAGAUGUGAGGCCAAGGUAAUGAGGUGUUUACAGUGAGAGCAGCUGACCUUUAAUUUGUAGUAGUCGACGGACGUUUAAUUCGCUGGGACCAAUCAGAUGUCGAGGCGUGUAUUACGUCAUCAUGAUAAGCCCUUAGUAUCCGUCUGCGUAAUUAUAUCCAUAUUUUAUGACAAUAAAACGGAGAUUGAGUUGAAUUUGGAGAAUAUGUGUUUGUAAACUCGAUAAAGGUUUACUUUUAUAUCUGACUGCGACCUGAAGAAGAAGACUCUUAUAGGAAACAUAGGAAGUAGGCGGGCUCUUAACUCAGGGAAGCCUCCAGCUGCUCUGUCAUUGGCUCUAACUGAGGCUACGUUAUUGUUUGAAUGACUGGCGGUGGUACCAAACGUCAAAACAAUAAAUUGAGCUUUACUGAGUUUCAAUCAUAGGUUUCAAUGAGGAAUGCAGCAUGUUUUCCGCUAUGGAGCCGUCAACUCUUUGCGCGCUUUUGUGACUUUCUCAGCGUCUUUUUUUGUUUCAAUUUCAAGACUAUUUAAAGGGACGACAUGGUGACCAAGAGGAUCCGCUCGGAGUACAUGAAGAAAUUCAAAGACCCUAAAUGGGAGACCUACACAAGAUGUUAUGAGGAGAUGCUGAAGUACAGGCUGACCCGCAGGCUCCUGGAGCACACUCACAACCCCUGGUUCUGGACCGGCUCCGAAAGUGAUUCAGAUUCCGGAGGAAGGACUCCCCCUCCUCCUCCUAGUAAGAACCAGGUUCAGACUGAGACCAGCAGGGACCAACCGGCAGCGGAGGCUGAGCUGGAGGAGUGUGAGGGGGCGAGGAACACAGAACCUGUACCCCAAAUGGCUCUCCAAGAGGGAGAGGAGACUGCAGACCUUGGCUCACAGCUUGAAAGUGCAAGAGUGGGAGACGAAGAGAGGGCCAGCAGCCAAGGGAAUAAACAGAAAAAACUAAUUCAUGCAGGAGAAAACAGAGUGAGAGACACUGCUGGACGACAGCAGAAUAAAUCCUCCAGACCCUCAAAGCAAACAUGGGGCACAGAGCGAGUGAGGCCUGCACCAGCCCGGCAGGCUGAAGAGGACUGUAAAGAGCCCAGACACCCUUUCGCUCUGUACGGUUCAGGAGAGAAAGCCGCAGACAUGGCAGGCAGGAAGACCCACAAUGUUGGCCCUGCUGCCUCCACUAAUGAGAUCCAUGACUCUGCCCUACGUGCCAAGACCAGGCGGGAGGUGGAGCGUCAGAUCCAAACCCAGAAGAUCGAGCGACGGAGAGCCAAGUCUGUCGAUGUGAACAAGGCCAGAAAGUUGGUUCAACCGGAAUACAACCCCUGGCUCACUGAGUACAUGCGCUGCUUCUCUGCUCGCUCUCGAUAGGACACACACAGUCCUACACAUAAUUCACAAAUUCACUUACAUCAGUGUGGUCACAGACAAAAAAACAAACUGAAAUGAAGCCAUUAUUGCCUACCAAUCCUGACGUUUACAUACUCAGAGAUGUUGAAUAAAGAGUGAGAUGAUCAGCACUCACAAGAAGUCCUAAAUGUGUAUGCACUGUAAGGAUGUGAGAAGACAAAUCUUCCACUCUAGUUUAGUAUUUUUUGAUACAAAAUUCCAAUAACAUAUAUUGAGAACAGGGUAGAAGAGACUCUUGAGAGUAAUUUUUAGAAAGUAAAUGUAAUAUUUCAAUGAGAAAUAAAUAUAUUUUGGAGCAAUUUCAAAAGUCCCUUUAAACACAGACUGAAUAUAUUCUAUACAGGGAUAUCAGAGGACAAUAUACUUACACAGGGGUGAUACAGACUUCAUACCUUGGUAGAAACACCUCUGAGAUAAGUGUGAUUCAACAAACAUAAAGAAUGUACAUACACGUAUUAUGUACACACUAAUGUGAUCAAAUGGUUAGUAUCCUUGCAGCUUUUGUUGCUGGUAGUUGCUUUCUUGCGUGUGCUGAGUGCUCAGUAUUGACUGAUAUAUAGAGAUGUCUGUUUAAGAAUUUUAAAGCCAAUGAUUUGAUCAGAUCACUUUGUGCUGUGUGAAGUGGCACUUGUGGAUUUUCUAUGAUUUUUGUAUCAGAGCUCACUGAGUUGGUUUAGAUGGAUGGUGAUUCACACUCUGUACUGUAUGCUUAGAACCAAGUCCUCUCCCAGCCAUUAACACUUUCACAUCUUACUGACUGUGAAUAGAUUUAUAAAACAUGUCUCAUUGUGUCUGUUGUAUGUACAGUGAACUAUCUCUCUGGUGCUAUCACAGUCUGAAAAAAGUGGUGUUGGAUUUGAAGUCAAUGGGUGGCAUUGAACAGUGGGUUUCUGUGGUCAUGUGUACUUUAUCACCAGAAUGUGAACCAUAAGGUUUUCUUCAAAGUGUAGCUAUCAAAGGGUUCAUUAUUGGCGCCACACUGUUUUACUCUUGUUACUGAAUGUGCUUAGGACCAAAACGUGGAACCUUAUUACAAAAAAGAUGAAUACAUAUUCCCUAUAUUUAGAGCAUACUCUCUAAAGCUUGACCAAAUCAGAGAGAGCACUUUGAUAGAAAACCAGUUCUCUGGGAUUAAUUGUAAAGAGCACCCUACUAGCCUUCAGAUAGUCAUGUAACUCAUCUGGUGACUCUGUUUGAUUGUUUUUGUGAAUGUGAAGAACAUCAGACAGAAGAAGACAAUACUUGACAUAAUGUAAUAAACUUUGGCUGUCAACAUCAGAAUGAAAGGAAAUCAGGUUGAUCUUAGUUUCCUUAUCUUGUGCCAUAAAAAACCUGACUUCAUUUUGUUUCCUUUUGGAACUCAAAUGAACAAGUCAUUGUUAUGAAUGAAUGUUAUUAUACAGACAAAAGGAUGAGAGGAGUGGAGAACUGUGCUUUACAUUUUACUUUUUUUAAGUAUUUUAGUUUCAUUCAAGUUACUCUUGCUUCAGUAUUACAGUGCUCACUUAUAGGUUGGUUUAUAUUUUCAGUGUUAAAGUUUUACUGUGAUGUAGUUUUAAUGACAGUCAUGAGUGUGUGCAAUAUUAGAAUAUUUAUAUUUCAGCCAUAGUGGAUUGUUUUAGAUAUGGUGGACUUUGACAAUCUCCAAGAGCUGAAGAGAAACAAGUUGAUUUACUUCUUCUUCUUUUUCUUCCUCUUUUUAUCAUUAUUAUUGGAAGUUGCAUAGACCAAACUGCACAGUAAGAUAUUCUAAUUACUUCUGAGCGAAUUUACACCUCUUUUCUUUCUGUAAUUUUUUUUCUUGCAGAGAUCAAAGCCUAAGUAUUUUUUUUUGACAUCUUAGAUGCUUGUCUCAAUAUAAAUCAGGGGUGAUUGAUAAUAAUACAUCAAAUUUACUGAGUCCAUGGUGGGUGUACAGAUGUAUUUUUAAUGUUCUCAUUAUAGACUUUAAAGAAACUGUGUGCACUAAUUUGCUUUGUUUAGAGGGAAAAAUGUUGAAGUGCUAAAUGGUGAAAUGUAGAGCUGUUAAUAAAACACUUUAAAACCUU